Rhincodon typus (whale shark) is the source of this 3782-nucleotide messenger RNA. RefSeq names its product regulation of nuclear pre-mRNA domain-containing protein 1B. The record is from RefSeq and is a predicted model, not a curated record. The transcript has 7 exons. NCBI's taxonomy places the organism in Eukaryota, Metazoa, Chordata, Chondrichthyes, Orectolobiformes, Rhincodontidae. Bases 1 to 753 code for a protein of 250 amino acids.
AUGAAGCUCUUUCAGUUAAAUGGAAUUACGCAUAGUUCUCAGUUUUAUUAUCGGCUAAUUACUCGGUUCACCUUUUCAUCACAGUCUUGGCCCCAGUAUAAACAAGAACUAAAGAAAUACUUUAUAACUGUUCCUUCACUUUCACUAGAUCAAAAGCAGAAGCCAGCUCACCACCGUCUUCUCAAUGGCUGUGAAGAGAAGCGAGCACCAAAACGUAGCUAUCCUGUUGUUGAAGAUGAAGAAGAUGAUGAUUAUAGAGUCAACUACUCCCCUUUAGACACUGGCACAGGUCCAAUGUUGACUGAAAAUCUGAUUAAAGCUUUGCAAGACUUGGAAAAUGCAGCAUCAGGAGAUGCAACAGUUCGGCAGAAGAUUGCAUCGUUGCCUCAAGAAGUGCAAGAUGUUUCACUCUUGGAAAAUAUAGCAGAUAAAGCAGCUGCUGAAAGACUUUCAAAAAUUGUUGAUGAGGCUUGUUUGCUGCUUGCGGAGUAUAAUGGGCGGCUGGCAGCUGAGCUGGAUGACCGGAGACAACUGGCACGAAUGCUGACUGAAUACAUCAGUAGUCAGAAGGAGAUUCUGGGGGAGAAAGAGAAAAAACUAGCAGAAUACAAACAGAAACUGGCUCAAGUAACGCAAGUUCGGAAAGAGCUGAAAUCUCACAUUCAGAAUUUGCCAGACCUUUCAUUGCUUCCAAAUGUUACAGGUGGUUUAGCACCAUUGCCCUCUGCUGGUGACCUUUUCUCUAGUGACUGAACUUGAUAUCCUUUUCUCAGGCGUCAAACCGCAAUACCUCCACUGUGUGUGACAACUUCUUGAAGGCAUGGAUCUAGGAUAUGAUGAGGCCUACGUCAGCAGGGCCAAACCUUUAAGACAUCUGUGUGAAAAUUGCAUUAGAGCUGUAGUAACCCUAACAUGAUGGCUUACAGCAGUUUGAAACGUGGAGGAAAAUAAACACUAUUCAAAGCCACUGCUGUUAACCUGUAAGUUCCAUAUACACAUCAAUUCUGCGCCAGGAGCGAUGGAAACUUUCUUCUCCAAUCAGGAUGUCAAGUGACAUCCUUGUGACAAUGUGAACUAGAUGAGCAAUAUAAAAUGUGCACAUGAGUCCGCAGUACAGAAUAUUUUGAAUGUAGUUGAGUGUAUUAAAAUAUAGUGCUGAUAAUCUAAAAUGAGAAUUGGGCAAGUUGUUGGCACUGUAACAAGAGUGCUGCAUUACCAGGAGUCUUUGUACUGUUCUAGAUUACAAGUUCUUACUGCACCUGAAUGUGACCAGUUAGAUAUCCAGUUUUUCCAAAUUGACAACUCAUUUUGCUCUUUUAAGCACAACAAUUUUAACUUUUUUUUUAAAUGUUCCUCCAAAAGUAAGGGAAAUCUAACUUUAAAAAUGCAUGACAGAUCUUUAACUUGGAGUAAUCAUUCAUUAAUAGUGCCCAUUGUGCCUGAGAGUAGAAGAGGUUUCCCUACUGUAGUAGUUUAUAGUUAGCUGCAGCAUAUUCUUGUAUGCUGGUCCUGUGAGUUUGCAUUGGGAGUGUAGAGCCUAUUCAUACUUGAUUUAAAAAUAGGCAUAUCCAAAUAUUUAAACCAUGUUCAUAUUGAAGGCUGACUUACAGCCAGUAUAUACCAUUGUUUUCCAGUUGGUGCUUGGUAUAUGUCCAACGAUACUGCUUUGCUGUCAGUAGAAGAAAGUGUGGUGCACUUCUGUUACCGUUUUGAGUUUCAAGUGUCUUGUUUAGGUCCAUGACAACUGAAUUUGGUUUUGUACUGUGGACUCAAUUCCAACUCUCCUUCCCCUCAUUAAGGACUAAUUGAGAAACAACCUGCAACAUUUAGACUUGUUUUGCUUGUGUUAAGUUGUUUCAGUUAUUUGAUAACAGAGCAAAAUCAGUGAUUAGGUUGCUUUGUUUAAAAAAAGCAUUCUUUUAAGUAGAUUCAAUUUUUUUCAGAAGUGACAAACUAAAACAUGAUUUUUACCUUGUGCAGAGGGUACUUCACUUUCGAAAAUAUUCCUCAGUUCAAGCUUGAACGUUUUUGUUUAAAGAUUUAUAUUUGUAUUAUUUGACAGCUGUGGGACUGCUUCUAAACUCUAAGACCUUAAUAUGGAAAAGUGUUGACAGUUUGUUCAUGGAAAGAAGUUAGAAGAAACCAAUUUGGUGAAAAGCAUAUGACAAGCAUGGAGAAAAAUUUUCAUUUUUUUUAAACUGGUGUGGGAAAGCCCUUUUGGAUCCUUGCAAAUAUGUGAACUAUUAAGUGAAUUGAACUGGUUAACAGCUUUCAUAUUUAGUGUUUUUAUUUGCUUUCAAUGGAUUUAGUUCCAAUAAGUAGCUGGUUAGGGAUUUUUUUUAAAAACAAAGUAAUUCAGUCAGCCUGCCCAAACACUAUUAAACUGUCUUGGUCUUAUCAAUAUACAUUUCUCUUUUUUUUUGUUUCACUUUUUUGUUUAUUUGUAUGAACAAAUGACAAUUUUAAAAUAGGUUCAACUACAAAGAAAGAGUUGUCUGUUGAUCUGAUAGAAAUUUUAUAAAGUUGUUGCCACACAAGACAGUCGAUCUCUUGACUCGCAAUAGCUAAGGCCCAAAAUUGCUCCCCCAGAAUGGUGAGAUUCACUUUUUGUUACCUUUUAUAUGGGUUAGGAAGAGAAAUUAUCUGAAAGGCACUUCUUUCUGUGCUACUUGAACAACAUUAAUAGUAGAUCAAAUAAAUUACUUGGAAAUGUCUCAUGCAGGGGAUUUCCAGCUACAUGCAAUGAUGAGAAAUGUAAACCUUAAGUUCAUCUGCAGUGAUUCACGGAUGAUGAAACAAGCUUUCUAAAGUUCUAAAUCAGUCUUUGCUUUGUUUACACCUGCCAGUGGCGUGCAAAUGGGAAAUACAGUUUAUCUUAAUGUGGUAUCUACAUUGGGCCUCAGGCUUUUUUGAUGAAAAAUGAUUAAUUCUUUUGAGCUGGUCACACGUUUUGAGGUUCUCUAAAUUUAUAGGAUUUAUCCUCUUAACUGAAAAUUAAGAAACCUUUCUGGGAUAAGAUAACCACCAUUGUAGUCUGUAAGUUUAUAAAUAGCGUAUCUUUCAAAAGAUCAUUAUUUCCUAUACACAAUCAAAUUAUUACCAUUUGUGCUAUGUUGUAGGAGCUAAUGUUUCUUUUAAAGUCAGCAUUACAAGCAUACUACCCUAAUUUGGCAGCCAUUCUAUCCAAACAAUUGCUUGGUAGUUUUGAGGGGAAAGCCAACCUUAAUAUAAGUGGGAAGAUUGACAAUGGUGGUAUUUGUGUUAUGUAUUCUGGCCAAACUAUGUCAUUACCAUAUUUUCAAUAUUGACCAAAUAUAGUAAUGUUGUAAUUUUGCAUCCAUUGUUAACUUAUUAACAGAAAUUUGUUGAUUUCCCAUUAGUUGCACAGUAUUCUCAGGGGAAUUGGAAAGCAAGGCAUUUUUUUGUCUCAAAGCAAUUGCGCUAUGUGCAGUUUGCUUAAUCUGCAACUUUCAUGAUCACCCAGAAACGUCACUGAUACAGGUCAUUCUAGGUCAUGGUACUCAAUGUGGAUUUCCCUUUUCGGACUGGCAUAUGAGACUACAUAGGCCACUUAAGUGCAAUUUAGUUUUGGCUUGUAAUGUAGCAUCCUUCAGAAUAUGCCUUAAAUCAACUCCAUGCAUAAUUUUCAAAUGUCUCCCAAACAUGAGUAUUUCAGGAAACAUUACUUCUAUUUUUUUGUGAAAUUUGUCUGCCUGCAAAUGUAUAGAAAUCUUUGAAUGUAUUUGUAAGAAGCUGAAUAAAAAUAGUAAUAUUGAACAGAA